Molecule: messenger RNA, 1041 nt
Organism: Lodderomyces theae
Lineage: Eukaryota; Fungi; Ascomycota; Pichiomycetes; Serinales; Debaryomycetaceae
Product: Signal recognition particle receptor subunit beta
Exons: 1
Coding region: 1-1041 (346 amino acids)
Source: RefSeq, a predicted model, not a curated record
AUGGACAAAGUACUUCUCAUAUUGCUAUCCAUUCUCAUUGGAUUUAUUCUUCUACUCAUCCAGUUCUUUCUCCAAUCAGGCGGAUUGAACGCUAUAAAAUUUUCAUCAAAGAACAAGUCGCCAUAUUACAAACCAAGUUUCAUUAUAUGCGGACCUAACAACAGCGGCAAAACCGCCCUCUUUUAUCGUCUCGCUACUGCAGAAAGUAGUGAACAACAACAACAACAAGAAGACGACGAAGGGGAAGAGGAACAGGACCAAAAGAAGGGCCGUGCAAAGAUCACAACCACGGUUUCUUCAAUUGAACCUAAUUUCGGCACUGUGACAUUGCCCAUUACGACUCCAAGUAUAAGCAAACCAUUCCAAUUGGUAGAUUACCCGGGCCACUUGAAGUACUGGAACUUGUUUACGAAAUUGAUCAAGAACGACAUCACGUUAUCCAACAUCAAGGGGAUUGUCGUUGUGAUUGACUCGAGCAGCGCCAAUUGGACCAAGGGAAGCACAAAUGCCAACACCAAAUCUGGUAGUGGCAGUACUAGUGCUACUAGCUCUGCUGGAGCUGAAGUUGAGAAAUUGACCAAGUUUUUGUACAACUUGCUCGCCAUCACCGAACGCAAACAAAAUGGAAUCGAUUUCCUCUUUGCCGUCAACAAAUCAGACUUGUUUGACUCGGUACCCACGCAUAAAAUAAGAUCGACUUUGGAAGUGGAGAUUGAUAAAUUGAUCCAUAAUGAGAUCAACAAUGUCGACAAGACGUCAGGAAUUGACGCGAUUGGAGAAGACGUGGAUGAGGGAGCCAAUGAUGGUAGCAAUGGAGGUGAAUAUGGCAGUGGCAGUGGCAGUGGUGCAGGUUCUGGUGCAGGUGCUGGUGGGUAUAGAGAAAACAUGCGUGAGUUUUGGUUGAGCAUCAUCGGGUCCAGUGAAGGACAAUUUACAUUUGAUAAGUUGGAAGGUAAUAUGGAUUUCUUGAGUGGCAGUGUGUUGAAGAACAAGAUUGACAAGUGGGAGUCGUGGUUUGAUGAAAAAGUCGUCAACUCGUGA